Dendrobium catenatum is the source of this 2306-nucleotide messenger RNA. Its product is annotated as metal tolerance protein 4. Gene Ontology annotation, biological process: transmembrane transport; monoatomic cation transport. The record is from RefSeq and is a predicted model, not a curated record. The coding region runs from base 697 to 1935 and encodes 412 amino acids. Gene Ontology annotation, cellular component: membrane. Gene Ontology annotation, molecular function: manganese ion transmembrane transporter activity. Lineage: Eukaryota; Viridiplantae; Streptophyta; Magnoliopsida; Asparagales; Orchidaceae. The transcript is spliced from 7 exons.
AAAAUUUCGAGGGGCUCAGAGCUAUGGUGGCCCCUACCUAGGUUCUACAACACCUAAGGAAAAAAAAUUCCAUAUUUCAUGAACAUGUACACAUACCCUUGAGAUUUGCCCUAGAACACAUGCAAAGAUCCACAUGCAUACAAACAUUCUCGGAUCCCUCCUUAUUUUUUAUUUUUGUCAUAUUUCUUAUAAUUUGAUCGCAGAAACCAUUAAUACAUAAAUUUCAAUGACAAUUGUAUUUUUCGAAUAUUCAAAAUUUUCAAAUUACAAUCCAUUCGAAUCACAUUCUGAAUCAUUGCUAGCAUGUAAAAAGAAUGUUCUGAAAGAAUUUAAAUCUCCUUACAAUUGGACCGUUAACUUAAUUAUGAAGAUGUAAUUGAACCAUCUAAAUUAUUUAAUUUAUUUUAAAUGCUUGAGACUGAAUCAAAUAUAAUAUUAUAAAAAAUGGAAAUUUUUUUUACCAGGCCCUAUGUAAUUAUCAAGUUCUUGCCAACUAUGAAUAAAUACGAGAAGAACAUGUGACAGCCAUUCUCCCACCGUAGACAAGAUUGUUGUUGUGAUUCAAAUUUUAAAUAAUUGUUACAGACACGUGGUGAGAGCAGCAGGCCUCACGCCUGUGUCUUCCACGCUUGCUUCGCUCGGGAUAGAGAAAAAAUAAGGAGGGAGGUGGACAGGGAGAGGUCUGGCCUGGGAGAGAUGGGCAGAGGAGGAAGAGAGGUGCAUAAGGAGGUACGUGCGCCGCUGCUAUGUGGCGUCGCUGCGCCAUCGCCGGCGCCGCCGUGGCGAAGGAACUCUGUGCGUUACUUGAAAAGAGAGUUCCUUUCGAGGCUUCCCGCCAAGGUUCGGUCCGCCGUCGAUACUGAGGACCCUUCUCGAUUCGACAUUUCAAGAACAGAAGCUUUAAGUGCAGGUGAAAAAGAAUACUAUGAAAAGCAAUUUGCUACUCUCAAAUCUUUCGAAGAGGUUGACUCCUUGAAUGAGUCCGCUAACGGUGACAAUGAUCAAGAAGAUCAAGAAAAUGCAGAUCAAAACCAGAGUGAAUUGGCUAUAAAAAUUUCCAACUAUGCAAACUUAAUUCUCCUGUUAUUAAAGAUCUAUGCUACUAUAAGAAGUGGAUCUAUCGCUAUCGCCGCAUCGACACUUGACUCUUUGUUGGAUCUCAUCGCAGGUGGAAUUCUAUGGUUUACACAUUUGUCAAUGAAGAAAGUGAACAUCUAUCAGUACCCCAUUGGAAAAUUACGUAUGCAACCAGUGGGUAUAGUUGUAUUUGCAGCUGUCAUGGCAACUUUAGGAUUUCAGGUUUUGAUUCAGGCACUUGAGAAACUGAUAGCAAAUAAACCUCCUGAAAAGUUGAGUUCCGAGCAGCUAUGGUGGUUGUAUGGAAUAAUGCUGUUUGCUAGUCUUGUAAAACUUGCUCUCUGGCUUUACUGCAGAACUUCAGGAAACAAAAUUGUUCGCGCUUAUGCCAAGGACCAUUACUUUGAUGUCAUAACCAAUGUUGUGGGCCUAGUUGCUGCUGUUCUUGGUGAUAAAUUCUACUGGUGGAUUGAUCCUAUUGGGGCUAUCAUCCUUGCAAUCUACACAAUUUCUAAUUGGUGUGGAACCGUAAUGGAAAAUGCAGUUUCACUGGUGGGUCAAUCUGCGCCGCCUGAAAUGCUGCAGAAGUUGACAUACCUUGUGAUAAGGCAUGAUCCCCAAAUCAAGCGGGUUGGCACAGUCCGAGCUUAUACUUUUGGAGUUCUCUACUUUGUGGAGGUCGACAUUGAACUGGAUGAAGAGCUGCCUUUGAAAGAAGCUCAUGCCAUAGGAGAAUCCCUGCAGAUAAAGAUUGAGGAACUGCCAGAAGUAGAGCGAGCCUUUGUGCAUCUUGACUUCCAAUGUUAUCACAAACCAGAGCAUUCCAUCGUCUGCCAGCUGCCUGAUGAUCAAGCCUAAGCAAAACUGAUUAAUUUCUAUAUUUAAGGUUUCGUUUGGUAAAUUUUCUUACUGCUUCUUAAAGCGAUUUUAUAGUACAAAAAUUAAAAUUGUUGUACUAAAAAAUUAUUUCAAGAAGCAGUAAGAAAACCGUCUCAAACGAAGUCAAAAUACGGAUAUUAGGUCACUUUUAACUAGUAAUCAAUGAGUCUUUGUGCUCGCAUUUUCAUUUCUGUAUUUAAAUGUUAGUGUUUUGGAAAUAAGGUGUGAUUCCAUUGAGGAUUUCGUGUACAUUUAUUAUGUAGUUUGUAGUUUUAAUUGGUUUAGGGCAAUUCAUAUAGAGAAUAUGAAUUGUUGAAUAGAACCUCCAUCCCUUGCUUUUUAACAGCUAA